This is a messenger RNA of Oryzias melastigma (Indian medaka), 1699 nucleotides long. RefSeq names its product vesicle-fusing ATPase. Lineage: Eukaryota; Metazoa; Chordata; Actinopteri; Beloniformes; Adrianichthyidae. The record is from RefSeq and is a predicted model, not a curated record. Gene Ontology annotation, molecular function: ATP hydrolysis activity; ATP binding. Gene Ontology annotation, biological process: intra-Golgi vesicle-mediated transport; Golgi to plasma membrane protein transport; SNARE complex disassembly. Gene Ontology annotation, cellular component: Golgi stack.
GCUACAUCCACUGUGGAAGUGGACAUGGAGAGGGCAGAGAAGCUGCAGGUCACCCGUGCUGACUUCAUGGGAUCCCUCAACAAUGACAUUAAACCAGCAUUUGGCACAAACCAGGAAGAUUAUUCCAGCUACAUCAUGAAUGGCAUCAUCAAAUGGGGAGACCCAGUUACCCAUGUUCUGGAUGACGGCGAGUUGCUUGUACAGCAGACCAAAAACAGCGAUCGCACCCCACUGGUGGCUGUGCUGCUGGAGGGUCCGCCACACAGUGGAAAGACAGCUUUGGCAGCUAAGAUAGCAGAAGACUCUCAGUUCCCCUUCAUUAAGAUCUGCUCUCCUGACAAGAUGAUUGGAAACUCUGAGAUCUCCAAGUGCCAGGCAAUUAAAAAGGUCUUUGAUGAUGCUUACAAAUCCCAGCUCAGCUGUGUGGUGGUGGAUGACAUAGAGCGUCUGCUUGACUAUGUCCCCAUUGGUCCUCGUUUUUCCAACUUGGUUCUGCAAGCUCUUUUGGUUCUGCUGAAGAAGCCUCCGCCCAAGGGCCGAAAGCUACUCAUCAUUGGAACCACCAGCAGGAAAGAUGUUCUGCAGGAGAUGGAGAUGCUGGACGCCUUCAGCACCACAAUCCACAUUCCCAAUAUAUCCACUGGAGAGCAGCUGGUGGACGCCUUAGAGCUACUUGGGAGCUUUACAGAUAAAGAAAGAGCCAGUAUUGCACAGCAGCUCAAGGGCAAACGUGUCUGGAUUGGCAUCAAGAAGCUUCUUGUGCUCAUAGAGAUGUCUCUGCAGAUGGAUCCAGAUUACAGAGUGACCAAGUUUCUAUCUUUGCUUAGAGAAGAAGGGGCGGAUCGCAGCUUUUAUGAGUGAAGGACCCUGAUGAACUGAGGGAAGUUUCACCCAUUCUGCAAUCAGACUUACAGGAUAACAUUGGAAGAAGAAAACAGAAGAAACCAUUUAUUUGUUCAUGAACACACUGACUCAUCAUAUAUCUAAACACUUGGUUCAAAAUUUGUCAGCAUGUUUCUGUAUAACGAAUGUCCCAAAGUUGGGACAUCACAGAUUAUAUCCAACAAGUAGAAGUUGUACUGUUACAAUUAUGUUGUCUUUAAAGAUAACUGCAACAGAUGAUUAAAAACGUGUGAUACUGUGCAAAGUGUGUGAAAACAUAAAAACAACCUGUGUUCUUAACCUAACUGUUUGUGGUGUUGGUCACACAUCUUUUGUCUGACAGAAGGUAGUUAUUGUUGUGCAUCUUAACACAACGUUAUAAAACUCGUUUAAGUGAUAAAAUGUAAAGAACCUAUAUUUUAGGAUGUAAAUUGGAAAAAAAGGCUGUUAUGUUUAUGUAUUAUGUAUAUGAAACAGAAGCUGUUCUGUGUGCAAAUGUAAUCCCUUUAAAAUGCUGUUUGAUUAUGUUAUGUAAAAGGUAUAAAGUGCUCAUAAGUUAACAUAUCUCACAUUCUUGGUAAUUUUUCACAUGAUGUGAAUGAUAACACAAACAAUUUUCUUCCCACUCAUAGUUAGUGGUGGUGUAAAACAAUUUCUUGUAAAACAUAUAAUAAAAUGAAAUAAAAUAAAAGGUUUACCCUUUUUAAAUCUUAAUAAUAACACCAGGAACUUCCCAAAUGACCCUGUUUACAUCCUCCUGUUCUUAAUGCCAUGUAUUGCCUCCUUAUGUGUCAAUAACAGCUUGAAGUCUCUUGUG